Molecule: messenger RNA, 1575 nt
Organism: Plasmopara halstedii
Lineage: Eukaryota; Oomycota; Peronosporomycetes; Peronosporales; Peronosporaceae
Exons: 2
Coding region: 1-1575 (524 amino acids)
Biological process (GO): spliceosomal snRNP assembly
Cellular component (GO): Cajal body
Molecular function (GO): U1 snRNA binding; U2 snRNA binding
Source: RefSeq, a predicted model, not a curated record
AUGAAUGUGCGCGUUCGACUCGUGUUUACUGACGAAGUCGGACGUCAUGUGCAGCGACGCUAUGGAUUCUCAUCAUGUUGGUAUCUAGUUCCGCAUGACGCGAAGCUUGUCGGUGAUAUGUCAUAUGCGCUUCUGCGUGAGUUUGAAUUGCACAAGCGAUGCUCCAUGGGGCUGGAAAUGCGUCUGGAGGAAUUGCCGCUUUUGGCCACGCAAAGCAUCCGCAUCGUGCGAGAUAACGAUACGAUUACUGUUGAUUGUCCACUAAUAGGAGACAAAACCAAUAGAUUUUUGACAGAUUCUGAAAGCGAAGUUGAAAAACCGAGGAAAAGAAAGCGGAAACUUAGCAAGAUGGAGCUGAAGCAAUCUAUUAAGAAAAUGAGGGCACCAAAAGACAGAAAGAAGGUUGUCAAAAGUCGGUCGAAAGCAGAUACUGAAAGUUGUAGGAUAACUGCGCAAAAGCGUAUCGAAGUGCAGAGUUCCAGCUCUAGCUCGAGUUGCGACAGUAGUAGUAGUGAAUGCUCGAAUGAGACUUCGGAAAACAACGAAUCCGAAGAUAAAUUUCCUCCCCAAGUAUCUCGACCACCUAUAAAAGAUGUUAGCCUUGCCAAAGUUUUAAUGGGCUCAGAAAGCAAGGCAACCGCACCAGCACAGACAAAGAACAAAAGUCGAAGAAGACGACGACGAUUGAGACAACGAAACCGGAAACGACAGAAAAAAAGAACGGAGGUAAAUAACACGUCGCUGGUACAAUUACCUGCAAAAGAUAUUGCUUUACCACAGCAAGAUAGCGCUUCAAGCGUUACGAAGCGAGGAAACAUGGCAUCAUCGGUGGAUAUACAAAUUGGAGGUUCUACUGCUGGUCCCCGAGGCUAUCCCCGAGCAAAAAGUCAUGUACUUUUUGACGAAAUCACUGGAGAACAGACUUCUAUUGAGCAUGAUCCUGAAGUGGUAGAGUCCAAGACCGACAACUGGAUUGCUAAGAGACUACCAGCACCCGAAUUAGCAAAGUACGGUCCUGCAUCGUCAAGUUACCAACGAUAUAAAUCCCUGAGCCAAACCCAUCAGACAGCAUCUUCUUUCAGCCAAAUAGUCGAGAGCGAUGAAAUUUCUAAAGUCUCGUAUUCUGGAAAUGACCACAAGCGAAAUAGCAAGCAUGGAGAAAGGUGGAAGCGGUCUUACGAAAUCGUAGCAACUGUGCUUGAUGAGAAGACACAAGAUUCAAAUGAGAAUUAUACAAAGGCUUUGAAUCUGUCCAAUGCAUUGAUAAUUUUCCCUGCUGCAUCUGCCAACAUUUCACGCUUCGCAUUGAAGGACGUUAUUGCUUAUAAAACGCUCACGCUGUGUCUCGAAACAUGCCAGCCUGUGCUAAGUGAUUGGAAAUGCGGGCAGGUGCAGUCUACAAAUGCAACGUGUACUAUACUCGAGUUGUCAAGUUGGGACCUUAAAGUUAAAGACGAAUCCGUGACUUUCCAAAAAUCUCCUGACAACGAAUUGUAUAGCGUGCAAGUCAGUGACAUCACAGAGCUGCGGUAUUUGAGCGGGCCCAGUUAUACAGCUUUGCACACUGUAUCAUAA